This is a messenger RNA of Selaginella moellendorffii, 1253 nucleotides long. RefSeq names its product chaperone protein DnaJ. The transcript has 4 exons. NCBI's taxonomy places the organism in Eukaryota, Viridiplantae, Streptophyta, Lycopodiopsida, Selaginellales, Selaginellaceae. The coding region runs from base 121 to 660 and encodes 179 amino acids. The record is from RefSeq and is a predicted model, not a curated record.
CGGUCGUACUGCCCACGUUUUUGAACAGGCAACGGGUGCUACAAAAGGCAGCGGAGCCCCCUUUUCUUCCUCAGCAGCCAAAGCUGCAAAUCUUUCGGAGGGAAGACUCGACUCUCUGAUAUGGCAAUCUCGUCGCCAGCUCUAGCAGGGAUUGAGUAUAGCCGCUCCAGCUUCAUCAUGGGUGACAAGCUUCAAGCCUCCUCUUCUGGUUCCUCGAGCAGGCGGAAUUCUGGGAGGAGGAUGGUGGUCGCUGCACAGUCGGCUGCGAUCGAUAGCCACUUUGUUUUGGGAUUGGAUUACAGUGCCUCCAAGCAAGAGAUCAAGCGGGCUUACAGGAACCUUGCGCUCCAGUACCAUCCGGAUGUUUGCAAGGGGACUGGGAACGAGCACGUUUUCACUCAGAUCAAUCUUGCCUACGAGUGCUUGAUGAGCGAAUCUCAAAGCCAGCAAAAGCUCCAGGAAAACUCGAGAGUGGAUCCAAACUCCAAAGCUAGAAGCGCUGGAUCCAUGGAAGACGAGUGGCUAUCCGAGGGCUACACGUUUGAGGAGAUUUUUGGAAAGAGCCCGUGCUACCAGACUGUCGAUGAAUCUUUGUUCCGCGAGGUGGAAGAGAGGCCGAGAAGAAAGGUCAAGAAGGGCAGCUCUCGCGAGGAUUGGUAGGUUUGCUAUAUAGUCAACAUGCUGACCCGUAGACUGGCGCUGACUGGCAGGCGAAACAGAUAAGAGGGUGUUACAUUGAAAAAAACACCGAUUUUUUUGUGUAGAAAGUAAAAACUACUUUCUACUUUCUAGUAAAAAGAAAGUAAAAUAAAAAGUGGCGCUAUGGCGAGCUGCCACGUCUGGAGCGAAGUGUCAGUAUUUGAUUGGCUCACUCUUUGUUGAUAACACAUGAACGAUUUCUUCCAUUUUAUCACCGAGUCAUGGCUUCAACACAGAAUCCUUCUUCCACUGGUACCACCAAGUUGGCCGAGGAGCACGCCAAGAAUCUAUCAGCCGAGAAUGAGAAAAAGGAGAGCGCGGAGGUAGUACCGUCAGUGGAUCAUCGAUCCGGUCCAGGCCAGCACCAGCAAAAGGAUGCGAUCCCGACUGUGGUGGUGCACGAGAACGCGGAUGAUCCUGCAAAGAAAUCUGGAACGAAGAGUUGAGAGUUCCACAGCACAGCUGCUGCUCAUAGUUUUUGAUUGUGAUCCAAAAAUGUGGACAGCGAAUAGAAGAUGUUAGUAGUAUACAUACAGAGACAAUGGUGCCUUAGA